Molecule: messenger RNA, 2133 nt
Organism: Spirodela intermedia
Lineage: Eukaryota; Viridiplantae; Streptophyta; Magnoliopsida; Alismatales; Araceae
Source: the annotation of a GenBank genome assembly
AUGGCACCGACGUCGCCCAUCGCGUUCUUGGGAUCCUGCAGGUCCCUCGGUCAGGCCCUCCAGGUUCACGCGCAGGUGGUCGCCAGAGGUCUCCACCGCCACCUGUUCAUCGUCUCCAAGCUCGUCACCUUCUUCGCGCUCUCCAAUUCGACCUUCGGUCUCGACCACUCCCGCCUCCUAUUUUCUCUGCUCGACUACCCGGAGGUCUUCCUGUUCAACACGAUGAUUCGCGGCUAUGCCCGGAUUGGGCCCCCGUCAGAAGCCAUCGCCAUCUUCAAAUCAAUGUCUUCACCCAAUAACUUCACCUUCCCCUUCCUGGUCUCCUCCUGCGCGAAGAUGCCGAGCCCGGAGACGGGAUUAGGAAUUCACUGCCACAUAGUGAAAUCUGGGUUCGAUUCUGACAUCUUCGUCGCCAAUUCUCUGGUUCACUUCUACUCCCGUUUCGACGACCUGAGUGGCGCGCGGCAGCUGUUCGAUAAGAUCCCCGACCGAGACGCCGUCACGUACAACACCGUGAUUAACGGCUACGCCAGGGCCGGCCGAGCGGCGGAAGCCCUGUCUCUCUUCAAGGACAUGUGCCAAUCAGAAAUCCUCCCAGAUGCCUACACGUUCGUCUCUCUGCUUUCUCUAUCCUCGUCCAUGGCGGAUCUCCCUACCGGGAGAUUCAUUCAUCAGUUGAUGUAUAAGAACUUGCCCGUCUCCGGCGUUCUGCUGAAGAACGCGCUCGUCGACAUGUACGCCAAAUGCGGGGUAAUGAAGGCUGCGAAGCGGGCCUUCGCCGCCCUCCGGCCGCGUGAAAUCUCCGCUCCGGCGAUUAGCAGCAUGAUAACUGGCUACGCAGGCCGCGGCGAAGUAGAGAUCGCUCGAAAGCUGUUUGACGAUAUGCCCGUGAAAGAUUCGAUAGCUUGGACCGCCAUCAUCGGCGGCUAUUCACGGGCGGGCCGGCACAGGGAGGCGCUGGAGCUCUUCCUUGAAAUGGAGGCAUCUGGGGCGGAACCCGACGAGGUGACCGUCUCUGUGGCGCUGUCGGCGUGCGCGCAGGCCGGCGCCGUCGAGAUGGUCAAGCGGCUUCACCGGUGCGCAGAGAAGAAGUCUCCUCCAAGGCGCAACCUGGUCCUCGCCACGGCCAUCGUCGACGCCUACGCCAAAUGCGGGCUCGUAGCAGCGGCUACCGAUGUAUUCCGAGGAGUCGACGGGAAAUCGAAGACGGUGCCGCUGUUCAAUGCCAUGAUCUCCGGCCUCGCCCAACACGGGCUCGGCGUGGAAGCUCUGGCGACGUUCAGAGAGAUGGCUCCAUUGAAUCUGAACCCCGACGAGAUCACAUUCACGGCGGUGCUCUGCGCUUGCAGCCACAGUGGACUGAUCGAAGAGGGGAAGAAGAUCUUCAACUCCAUGCCGACGGACCACGGAAUCAGACCUCAGAUGGAACACUAUGGCUGCAUGGUGGAUCUUCUCGGCAGAGGCGGGCUAUUGAAGGAGGCUUUUGGAUUCAUCGACGAGAUGCCCAUUGAGCCAAACUCCGUCAUCUGGCAUUCUCUCCUCGCUGCUUGCAGAACCCAUGGCGACAUCAGCACCGGAGAGGCCGCAGCUAGGCGAUUUCUUCUGCUCGGCCCGGAUGGGGGAUCGUGCGUUCUCCUGUCGGGAAUGCUGGCGGACGCCCAGAGAUGGGAGGAUUCAACGAAUGUAAGGAGAUUGAUCGGCAGAAAUGGCAACCAGAAGAAGCCUGCUGGCUGGAGCUACAUUGAGUGGAACGGUUCUCUGAACCAGUUUCUAGCUAACGACGGCUCCCAUCCCCAGACCAGAGAGAUCUACCGGAAGCUGGAGGAGAUGGCCGCCCAGUUGAAGUCGGCCGGCUACGUCCCCUCCACAGAGAGGGUCUCAUUCGACAUAGACGAGGAGGAGAAGGAGGUUGCAGUGCUGCAUCACAGCGAGAAGCUGGCCCUGGCGUUCGGGCUCAUCACUGUGGAUCCAGGGGCGGCUAUACGCAUCUUCAAGAAUCUCAGAUUAUGUAAUGACUGUCAUUCGUCAUUCAAGAUCGUCUCCAAGGCCUACGGGAGGGAGAUCAUCGUGAGGGACAGGAUAAGAUUCCACCAUAUGAGGGAAGGAUCGUGUUCUUGCCGGGAUUACUGGUGA